AUGAACGGCGGAGGCGGCGGCGCAACGAUCGGAAAAGUCCGGCUCGAACCAGUCGAAACUGCCGGCGGUUCUCGAGCUUUACGGUCGGGAUUUUGGGUGGGUCAGGUCUGGGACUUCACUACGAGUCGAACGGAACCGGUCUCGAGGGCUGGGGUGGCCGGAAGUGAUGGCGGCGUGGAGAAUUCUGUUCGGGUGAACAGUGACGAGAGAGAGAGAGAGUGUUCGCGGGAGAGAGAGAGAACGCACGGGAGAGAGAGAGAAAAGUGA
Prunus armeniaca (apricot) is the source of this 267-nucleotide messenger RNA. The record is from the annotation of a GenBank genome assembly. Lineage: Eukaryota; Viridiplantae; Streptophyta; Magnoliopsida; Rosales; Rosaceae.